CUUUGCUGAAAUCAAGAUAUGCGUAAGUAAAAAAAAAAAAAAAAGAAAAAAAAAGAAAAGAAAAAAAAAAGAAAAAAAAGAAAAGAAAAAAAAAAGAAAAAAGGAAAAAAAAAAAGAAAAAAAAAAAAAAGGUAUGCCUCACCGAUGGAGAAAUUAAUGUCCCCGGGGAGACGAAAGAAUCAUCAAGACUCCCGGUGGAAACGAACCCGAGAUUAUAUGUCAAUACGAAGAGUAGAGAAAUCGAGGUAUCUCGAUAAUUUGAAGAUCCUCGAUGAAUCUUUAAUGGGUAAGAAAUAUGAAGAUUCUUCCGAUUCGUUGAAAAUCGGUAAUAAACGCAAGAAACGUAAUAAUAAUACGCAUAAUACAUUACCAAUUGAAAAUUACCCAACUAACGAUAAGACAACGUUGAAUUAUCUAAGGGAUCAUAGUCCUUAUCUUCCGUACACUAUUAAUACGGUUCAUCUACAAAAUCCAUAUAAAACUCCUCAACGUCUCGAAGGAUACGCUUUGCGUGACGCCAAUUUUAAGGGAAUGUAUCGAUCGAGGGAAUCCACAUUAAGAUCAAGAUAUAAUCGGAACGGUUUAACAACGACAGAUACGCUUACUUCAAAGAAUUACGAGCAAAGUGAAGAAAAACAUGAGAGAAGCGUGAAAAAUGUACAAACAUGUUUAAAGACUACAGAGAUCAAUACCAUUGUGAAACAGUAUUGCUUGAAUAGCACUCUUCAUGGUUUACGUUAUGUCGGAGAUUCAAAAUUAUCAAUCGUAGAAAGAAUUUUUUGGAUAAUUUCUUUCACAACCGCGGUACUAACUGCCACAUAUUAUAUUUGGUUCUUAUAUCAAAAGUGGGUCACAUCUCCCAUUAUUAUUUCCUUAAGUCCUGAACCAAUUUCUCUCAACGAAUUUCCAUUUCCCGCCGUUACCAUUUGCAAUAUGAACAACGUAAAAAAAAGCGAAGCAAAUCGUAUAGAAAAUGGAGAAAAUAUACGUGAGAAAUUGUUGUUGGAGGAUUUUUGCAAUAGCGAAAAUGUCUCGGUUGCUUAUGAUUUAGAACAAGAAGCAGUGGAAUGGAAUGCCAUGCGACAUUUUAUGAUAAAUGUAUCACAAUCAUGUAACGACAUGUUGUACUUAUGUAAAUGGCAUGGCAAUCAAACAGAAUGUGACAAAAUAUUUAAUCCUACGAUGACCGAUGAGGGUAUUUGUUGUAACUUUAAUUCGGUAAAUCGUAAACAUUUGUUUCACGAUCCACGAGAUUGGCCUGAUAUGAACAUUACUUUUGCAUUCACUGGUAUCGAUUGGAAUCCUGAAAUUGGAUAUGAUAAACAAGUUCCAUCAGAUGCCAUACCAUGGAGACCAUAUGGCGCUGGCCUUUUUUAUGGCUUAACUUUAGUCCUUGACGUUGAUAUUAAUGAAUAUUAUUGUUCUUCGACAGCUAGUGCAGGCUUUAAAAUGCUACUACACAGCCCCGUAGAAACACCAAAAAUUGCAGAUUUUGGAUUUGCUGUAGCUCCUGGUAAAGAAGUCAGAGUUAUUGUAUCACCUCGAAUAUCAACAGCAAGCAAAUCUAUAAUAUCUAUACCUCAAAGGAAGAGAAAAUGUUUCUUCACAUCAGAGAGAAAGUUGCGUUAUUACAGAACUUACACGCAAAGAAACUGUAUCCUGGAAUGCGAGGCGAAUUUCACACAAAAAAUGUGUCACUGCGUCCAAUAUUAUAUGCCAAAAUCAUCAAACACUACUAUUUGCGGAAAGAAAGAUGAUCAAUGUGCUACUACAGCACGAAGAGCAAUGGAAAUUAAGCUCUAUGAUGAUAAUCAAUUGAAUAUUACUGAAAUACCAAGCUGUAAUUGUUGGCCUGGAUGUUUUGAACUAAGUUAUAAUUUAGAGAUAUCAGAUAGCAAAUUGUUGAAUAAUUUUGACAUUCAAGAACAGUACAUUAAAAAAAGCCGAAAAUAUUUUACUGAAAAUAUGGCAGUGGUACAUAUUUUUUUUGUGGAGUCUCAAUUUACUAAAUCUAUGAAGAAUGAACUUUUUGGCUUUACGGAAUUCCUCUCAAGUACUGGAGGUCUGCUUGGUCUUUUCAUGGGAUUCAGUUUUCUUUCCGUUAUGGAAAUAUUAUAUUUCAUAACAUUACGAUUAUGGUGUCGUUUAACUGAACAUAAAAAUGUUCCAUCACGUACUAUAGUUCAAGUACAUCCAUUGGAUCAUAAUCAUGGUAUAAUAUAUCCGUUUGCACAAUGAGUUUUAUAUGUGUUAACAAAUAUUAUAAAUUGUUGUAAUUAAUGUCCGCGUGUGUGUGUGUGUGCAUAUAUAUUCAUACACAUAUAUAUAUAUGUGUAUGUGUGUGUUAUAUAGCCAAAAUUUGAAGACUCCAUUAACAAAAAUUACUAGAUAUUUUUCAUUAUUUCUUUUAAUUUCCACCUUUUAGAUUAGUAUAACUAUUAUCCUAUCGUAUUUGUAUAUAUUUCUUCAAAAAAAGAUUAACUUGCUUUAUCUAUAAUUAAUAGAAAUUACAACAUUUUUUUCAAACUUACCUUCUUUACGAUUCUUUCAAAUAAAGAAUUCAACCACGAUCCGGUGACAUCUUUUAAAAUGUCUCAAGGUGACUGCUUUACGAUAUAAUUCUUAAUGAAAUUGUUUUAAUUAAAGAAAGUUUACGUUCAGCGUGCUCUGAUGCGUCUUCGUUGAGCAAAACGAUCUUCUCGACGCCAUGUUAAUUCUUGUGUUCGUCCCUAUCGAAAGUAACUUUAUAAUGACGUACGCAUUCUUAAGCGGGAAAUUUGAAAGUUCGUCGAAAAAUCGAUAAAAAACAUAUUACAAGAUAUUACUACGCAUUCAAUUGAAUUACUAUAUGAUGUAAUUUUUUCGUAAGUAAUGUUUCCCUAUCGAUUUAAUAAUUGUAAAUUUCGAAUUAAUUUCGAAUUUUACAAAAUUAAAUCGUUCACAUUUUAGCGCUACAUGGACGCCACACGGACGACAAACGUAAUUCAUUAUCCUUCAUUAAAAUACACAAAUGGCGCGCGGUUUAAAAUGUGCGAUAAAUGAAAUUUACGCAAGAUUUCAAAAAUGAAAAUGUCCUGCGGACAUCAUUUAUUAUAAUAUCUAGAAUGUCUGAUAUAAUCGUGCGCUAGUUGUUUUUAAUCGAUACGAUUCCUUAUCUAGACGAUAUUCAAUAUGUUACAUGUACAUUUAAAAUUAUAAUCCUAGUUAUAUUGACAGCAGACUAAUCUAACAUGACAUUUCUUAUUAUUUUUUUUUUCUUCUUUUCAUACAAAACGGUGUAUACACGUAUAAUUUUAUCGGUAGCGAAAACUCAUACAACGAGUUCCUCUACCAAUUAUAUAUCGUAUUUAUUAUCAUAGAUAUAUCUUGUGAUCGUGGCUGACAAUAUUUCUUUCAUUUAACCGAAUUAUAAUAAUACAGAGAUUUCUUGCAAUAAUAUUUUUAAUGUAUGACUCGUUCGUGACGUCCACAGAAAAAAAAAAAAAAAAAAAAAAAAAAAAAAAAAAAAAAAAAAAAAAAAAAAAAAAAAAAAAAAAAAAAAAAGAGAGAGAGAAAGAAAGAACACGCAAAAUGUAAACAAAAUUCAAUGAAUCGAAGAACAUCCACAAACUUUUCCUGAAAAACGUUUUCUUCCAUAUGAUCGUAAAAAUACUUGUACCCGAUAUUCUCAAAAUUAUCCUCCUUCGUGUGUAAGCAUGUAUUUACUAAAAAAAAAAAAAAAAAAA
Vespa mandarinia (Asian giant hornet) is the source of this 3725-nucleotide messenger RNA. RefSeq names its product pickpocket protein 28. Gene Ontology annotation, molecular function: ligand-gated sodium channel activity. Gene Ontology annotation, cellular component: plasma membrane. Gene Ontology annotation, biological process: sodium ion transmembrane transport. NCBI's taxonomy places the organism in Eukaryota, Metazoa, Arthropoda, Insecta, Hymenoptera, Vespidae. The record is from RefSeq and is a predicted model, not a curated record.